AAAGCCAGCUGGAGGCAAGAGAGAGCACUGAGAGAGCUCCUUCAGCGCCUUUCUGACUGUGUGGACCUGCUUGUCAGAAGGCUGAGAGAAGAUGACAGGAAUGAACCUCCAGCUGGUGUGCCUGACACUCUUGGCUUUCAGCUCCUGGAGUCUGUGCUCAGAUUCAGAAGAGGAUGAGAGAGCACUGGAGGCAGAUCUAUUGACAAACAUGCAUGCAUCGAAGAUCAACAAAGCAAGUCCUUCCUCUUGGAAAAUGACCUUGCUAAAUGUCUGCAGCCUUAUAAAUAACCUGAACAGCCCAGCUGAGGAAGCAGGAGAAAUGCAUGACGAUGACCUUGUUGGCAAAAGAAAACUUCCCCUUGUUCUGGAUGGUUUUAGCUUGGAAGCAAUGCUGACUAUAUUCCAGCUCCAGAAAAUCUGCCGCAGCAGGGCCUUUCAACACUGGGAGGUAAUUCAGGAAGAUAUCCUCGAUGGCGUCAAUGAUAAAAAUGAGAAGGAAGAAGUGAUAAAGAGAAAAAUCCCUUAUAUUCUGAAAAGGCAGCUGUAUGAAAAUAAACCCAGAAGGCCCUACAUCCUCAAAAGGGGAUCCUAUUACUACUGAAACAUGUGAUUCUGAUCGAACACCUGCUAUCUAGAAAUAUAAUUAUAUGUGUGUAUGAAUGUGACAGAACUUGAUCAUUUCACCUUUUCCACAAUUGUGCUCUAUGGGAUGUGAUUUUUCUUGCAUUCAUGUCAAUUGAAUGAAAUGUUUGCAAAUAAAUGUAGAUCUUGAGCAUGAUGUGUUCUGUAUAAAUAAUUGGAAUAGAUAAUAAUCUUAUCAUAUGUAGAAUGUUUGGUAACUUUGCAAGAUAUGCUAUGGGUCAUAUGAACACUCAUGGUAUUUAGCAUUUUGUCGAAAAUUAUAAGAGAUUAUAACAAAAUUGAGCACACAUCAUUCACCAAAAGCAGAGCCAUGGCACCAUUUUGAUUAUUCAAUUGUUUCAUUAUUAACUGAACAAAAUAUUCACUGCUUUUCAUAAACUGCUAGUUCAUCUCCCAGUGCAAGGGAAAGUUAUUAUCAUCUAAGGACCCAUCUGAAAGAAUUGUUAAUGACACAUCAUUGCUUAUGGUUAUUUCAGUGUCUCUUUACAUGGAUACUUUGCCUGUCAAAUGAAUUGAUAGCUAAUAAAAGUCAACAAGC
Molecule: messenger RNA, 1180 nt
Organism: Grammomys surdaster
Lineage: Eukaryota; Metazoa; Chordata; Mammalia; Rodentia; Muridae
Gene: Nts
Product: neurotensin
Exons: 4
Coding region: 92-601 (169 amino acids)
Cellular component (GO): extracellular region; axon terminus
Molecular function (GO): neuropeptide hormone activity
Source: RefSeq, a predicted model, not a curated record